AUGGGUACCGGCGGUGGCGAACGGAUGCACUCGACGGUGCGACUGAACGAGUUCACGCUGCAGUUUGAGGACCCGGCUCUGGAGAAGGUCUACCAGGCGGGGCUGCAUCCGCGCAAGAAGGCGCUGUGGCUGCGCUCGUUGCUGCCAGCCGCAGCGUCUCAAAUCUUAUUCGCGCUUGCUGAUGGCCUCGAUUAUCCGGUAGAAAACCUGCUGGUUACCGUCCCGACGCGAGUGUUGAUAGCGAUGCUUCAAGUUGCCAUGUGGCUGCUGGUGCGAUGGGAUCUUGUACGGGCAAAGGAGCAGACGAUGCUCUUGGUGUCAGUUAUCAGCGGCAUCCCUACACUUUUACUAUACGCGCUACAGCGGUCAAGUCUUUGCCAAUGGGACGCCAUGUUCGUGACUUUUGGGCUGUCCUUCUACACGAUCCCCAAGGUUACACCGCUGGGUUACGUAUCAUCGUUCUACGGUAGCUGGGCCACAGCUGCGGUGCAUGCAGUGCUGACGUUUGUGGUUCGACCGCCACCCAGAAGAGCUGAGGGGGUCCUGGGGAUCUUCUUUUUAGUGCCAAUGGUGUGGGUCUUCAACACCAUUGCGUACUAUUCCGAGUACAAUUCCCGCGAACGAUUUGCCCUGCGACGUCGCCUUCGACGGGAGAGUAUCACGCUGGCAGUGGCGUGCACCUCUGCGGGAGGUGACGCUCUGUUGCAAGGAGGAGAGGAAGACGGCUGGCUGUUACUGCAGACACUGUCACUACGAGGACUCAUGGCUGCGAAUAGUAAUAGUACAGCGUCAUUCGUUGUCGCAGUGAUACUGUGGGGGGCGUUCACGCUGGGUGGCUGGACCUCGCUCCCAGAGGCUUUAAAGUUUGUUGAUGAGGCCACUGGAUGGGCGUGGUUUAGUCACUGUGCUGGCGUGACUGUCUUUCUCUUGGUGAUGACAAGGCGACUGCGAUGGCUGCUAGUGGUGCCCGUGGUCGGUGCUUUCCUCUUGUGGGUCAUGUCGCUGGCAAUGCCUGCGUCGUGGAUUAUCUUCUCUGCUCACAGUGUGGGAUACGGACUUCUCUUGGCCUCCGUAGUGGUUGCCAUGGGUGUCUUUGGCUGGUUCUUGUGCGCUUGGAGAGAGCUCGUGUCCUUCUUGACGCGCUCUUGCUUCCUGUACCCGCAACUCCAGGCUGGCAUGGAGAGGGAGUACCCGCUGCUUGUACGUAUCGUGUCCGAGUACACAGCAGGCUUCGAUCCUGAGAUUUUAUCAGCUCGCGUACGUACAGAAACUGCUAUCAAAUCAAUUGCUCAGCCCAGCCCUUCAGGCAACGAGAAGCUUAACUCCCGUUCACCUAAUACAAAAGGCAAGGACAAUGCCGUGGUAAGUAUUGACUCUUCAGAUCGGAAGAUGGUCUCCGUCUUGCCGUCGUUCAAGCCUGGGAAGUGUUUUUUCUGCUCAAAGAAUGAGGCCGAGCACUUUGUACCUGCUUGCGGCAUGUGGGGCAAAUGGACCCACUGGCGAAUGAGUCAGCAAAAAAACUUGAACAACGCGUCGAUUGCUUCUGCUACUGGAGCGGCAGUCACCAAAAGUUCCGUUGCUGCCUCCAUGUGCACGUCCUACUACGAUCUUCAGAACGACAAGUCGCAGCUUGAAGCUCGUGUAGAAGCUGAGGAGCAGAAGAAUGCCGCUCUCGCCAAGAAACUCGCAGCAUGCGAAGAACGCGAACAGAAAAUGUCGCUGGAGAACGUUCGACUCAAAGCGGAACUGCACGCUAUGGAGGAGAAACACGCGGCUGAAUUACGACGAUGCGAGGCGCAUCUCCAAGAGAAAAUGGGGGCAGUUCAGGAAGAAGCCAAUCGCGUGGCUCACGAACGCAAAGUGCAGACCAAAAGGGCCGAAGUGGCGCACUCUGCUGCUCUGCAGAAACGACUCGAAGCCAGCGAGCGUCUCAUUGAGGAAUCGAGUGCACUGGCCCAGGAUGCAGAGGAAGAGACGACGAAACUCCGCAAAUGUCUGCAGCAGAGUGAAAAGGAUGUUGUCGAGUGGAAAACGAAAGCCGAGGAACUGACACAGCGAGUUUCGAGCCUGGAGCUUCGUCUGCAACAGCAGAGUAGCUCACAGAGCAGAGCAUCGCCGUCAUUCGGCCCCUCAGUGCUGGAUUUCUCGUUCGCUUCGACGACAAGUGGGGGAUCGUCCCUUGAUGUCUCGCCCGUGGCUGCACUUCAAACGUUGCAACCAUCUGGACGGCUACCGUACGCGCAGUCUCUGGAGAUCGAAGGCUUGCGUGAGUCCAGCAGACAUCCCAGAGACGACGUCGACUACUCGAAGCGCUGGCGACUUCUACAAACUUCCGAUCUGCGCAGAAGCGACGCGACCUCGUGA
Molecule: messenger RNA, 2364 nt
Organism: Phytophthora infestans T30-4
Lineage: Eukaryota; Oomycota; Peronosporomycetes; Peronosporales; Peronosporaceae
Exons: 5
Coding region: 1-2364 (787 amino acids)
Source: RefSeq, a predicted model, not a curated record